Messenger RNA from Silurus meridionalis, 2985 nucleotides. It is a transcript of the gene itgb2, whose product is annotated as integrin, beta 2. Gene Ontology annotation, biological process: cell migration; integrin-mediated signaling pathway; cell adhesion mediated by integrin. NCBI's taxonomy places the organism in Eukaryota, Metazoa, Chordata, Actinopteri, Siluriformes, Siluridae. Gene Ontology annotation, cellular component: focal adhesion; integrin complex; cell surface. Gene Ontology annotation, molecular function: amyloid-beta binding; integrin binding. The record is from RefSeq and is a predicted model, not a curated record. The transcript is spliced from 17 exons. The coding region runs from base 261 to 2579 and encodes 772 amino acids.
GAGACUCUCGCGAGAUCCUUUAACCAUUUACUUACUUGCCUGUGGUCUCGAUUUAAGUAAUGCACUAACAUUUUGUCAAACAUUACACAGUAAAAUGGGGUGUUGUAAAAGGGCGUUCUGUUUCCUCACCCACCGCCUUUUUUUUGAGAAACAAACUACCUUGUGUACAUUUUCUGUGCUGCAGUAACAGUCAUUGUGGCCGGAAGUGGAAACUUCAUGUGAACUGUCUUAAACACGGUCUUUUCCAUCAUCCGCAGAAAAUGCCACAAGCAAACAAGAUCAUUCUCCUGCUGUUAUUUGGAAGAUAUGUCUUCUCUCAGGAGGAAUGUAUAAAAUCAAUCGUGGGGUCAUGUGAUGAAUGCAUUAUGUCUGGACCCGGAUGUGCCUGGUGCACAGAAUUGAAUUUCACCAAGCCUGGAGAGCCAGAAGCAGUACGAUGUGACACUUCAAAGAAUCUUCAAGAAAGAGGCUGCCCAAAUGAUAGUCGAAUGAUAAUUAACCCAAAGAGUGCUCUUUACAUUCGAACCAACAAACCACUGUCAGGACCACAAAAGACAGAAAAUCCAGUUCAGGUGCAGCCACAAGCAAUUGAACUCAAUUUACGUCCAGGUGAAGCCUUCACUUUCAACUUCUCAUUUAAAAGGGCAGAAGGCUACCCUGUGGAUCUGUACUAUCUGAUGGAUUUGUCCUACUCAAUGGGUGAUGACUUGAAAAAUGUGAAAAACCUGGGAAUAGAAAUUCUUAAAAAACUACAGCAAAUCACUGGAAAUGCAAGGAUAGGCUUUGGCUCGUUUGUCGAUAAAACACUUCUUCCAUUCACGGACACAGCCGAAGAAAAGUUAAAAAAGCCCUGUCCAGCCAAAGAAAAACAAUGCCAGCCAGCAUUUGGCUAUCAGCAUGUUCUCAGUCUGACAAAGGAUGAGAAAAUCUUUUUUGAAAAAGUAUCCUUGCAAAACAUAUCUGGCAACUUGGACAUGCCAGAGGGCAGUCUGGAUGCCAUCAUGCAAGUUGUCACUUGUGUGGAUAAAAUUGGCUGGGGAGACAGCACACGGCUGCUGGUGCUGGCCACUGAUGCUGGUUUCCACAUGGCAGGUGAUGGGAAACUUGCUGGCAUCCUCGAACCAAACCAAGAGACUUGUCAGCUGGAUAUUAACAACAAGUACAGCAAGAGCAACACUUGGGAUUACCCAUCUGUUGGUCAGAUAGCCAGGAAGUUGGAAGAGCAAAACAUACAGCCUAUAUUUGCUGUAACUAAAAAUGUAUCCCAAAUAUAUGAAGAGCUGAGUAAACUGAUUCCUAAAUCAGAAGUUGGAGUACUAAGUAAUGAUUCAAGCAAUGUGGUAAAUCUAAUUGUGGAAGCAUACAAUAAACUCUCCUCAAAUAUUAUUGUGACACAUGAUGGACUCCCAGAAGGCAUAUCAGUAACAUUCACAUCUAAAUGUAAGGGUGGAGAGAGGCCUAGUGAUAAAGGGAUAUGCAACAAUGUUAACAUCGGACAGGAGGUAAUUUUCAGUGUAACUGUUAAGGCAGCAAAAUGCCUAGAUUCAAACUUCAGCAUUGGUCCUUUGGGGUUCAAUGAAAAACUGAAGGUUUCGGUAAAAACACGAUGUAAGUGUGAAUGCGACAAUCAGGACAUCGUACACGAUUUCUGUAAUAGAGAAGGAAAAAUUGUCUGCGGAACAUGCAGCUGCAACCCGAAUUUCCUGGGACAGCGGUGUGAAUGCAGUGUGGAAAAGAAAGAUGAGGUCGCAUUGAAGGCUCAAUGCCGCAAAGAUAACGGGACAGAGUGUGAGGGUCGUGGAGACUGCAAGUGUGGAGUGUGCAAGUGCCACCAAACUGAGGGGGGUCAAUCCUACUACGGUCCUCACUGCGAAUGUGAUGAUGAACACUGUGAAAAGUUCCAAAACAAAUUGUGUGGAGGGAACGGGACUUGCAGAUGUGGAGAAUGUAAAUGCAAUGCUGGCUAUGAAGGAUCAGCCUGUCAGUGCAAGAAAUCCGAUGAAAGUUGUGUGACGGGAGAAACUGUGUGCCAUGGACGUGGCAAAUGUGUGUGUAACCAGUGUGCUUGUGAGAGGGGAUACAAGGGGAUCAGAUGUGACACAUGUCCAACUUGUGAGUUGCCUUGCGAAAAGUCAGGGAGCUGUGUUGAAUGCAAAGCAUUUAACACGGGACCAUUGGAUAAGAGCUGCGAUGAAUCCUGCAGCCAUCUUAAAGUUACAGUAGAUGAAAAACUGGCAAAAAGGGAUUGCCAAGUCAAGGAUGAAGAGGGUUGCCGGAUGAUCUUCUCAAUGACUCCGCAAGACGGAUUUGACCGGUAUUAUGUGAACGUCCUGAAAGACAGAGAAUGUCCGGAGGGGCCGAAUGUUGGACGCAUAGUGGGUGGAUCUCUUGCCGCUGUGGCUUUGAUUGGACUUCUACUCCUCAUUCUCAUUAAGGCAAUAUUUUAUUUCAAAGACCUCAAAGAGUGGAAGAGGUUUGAAAAGGAAGCACAGCGCCGUCAGUGGGCAAAAAGUGAAAAUCCAUUGUUUCAGAAAGCAACAACAACUGUUGCAAAUCCAGCAUUUACUGGAGACUCUUAAGGUAGUAGGGGACCAGUGGGGGAUUUAUUUAAUUUAAAUAUAAAUGUAAAUGAAUGGUGCAUUACUAAACCAGUACUCAAGCCUGCUCUUCCAGUCCAUUUUUUUUUUAACAUCAUCCUCUGUUCUGGUUAAUUACCACUGUUACUUUUACACCUGAACUCAGUCAUCAGUGUUCCGUAGUCCAUGAUUGCUUCUCAGGGAUUUGGAGAUGGAUCCUUGAGGGAUUGAUUUGUGGCUGUGAAAUUGUAUUUUGCUCUGCUUCUAUUAUAUUCUUAGCAGUUUAAGGAUUUAUUGUGUGAUAAAAUUACUCUUCGGCAUAAAUUCUUGUACAUUGUUUUUUUUUUGUGUGUGUACUAGUAUCAUGUGUGUGUUUCAAAUCUAAAUAAAACAACAACAAAAAAUAAAA